AAUUAAAAAUUAAGAGAUGGUUUCUUAUAUUCCGUUAAAAACUUCCACUUUAAAAACUCUCAUUAAUCAUGUCUUAAUUUUCUGUCGUAGAAUCUUCUCAAAUACCUAGCGUGAAAUUGCAUGCAUCAGUAACAUUUUCUAUUAGUUUUAUAUCCUCAAUGAACAUGCAUCUUUACCGUUUGUAGACUACAAAGAGGUACGAGUUUUAAUACACAAGUAUACAGCUAUCUUGUCGUAUAAUUUUGCCUCUAUUAGAAAUGUAAAUCAAUGUUUCUUCAUUCUCACGACCAAAUAAUAAACCGAUAUUAAAAUAAGCUGAUUAAAAGAAUGUACGCCUUUGCUUUUCCGUUCAACUCGCUUGACUUGCAUUAGGUCAGCCUAUGGGGGGGGGGGAUGAAUUCAUGAACUAUGUAAUUUAUUCGUAUUCUUUAGACUUUAAUCAUCUCUUGCGGUAAAAUCCAUUUUGGUUAUGGUCUAAAUGCGUAUAACUGUUUUUCUUUAAUGGCUAUAUAAUCAUAAAAUAUUUAUAAAUUAUAACCCCAAAAGCAAAAUACAUAUCUAAUCAAUUGUUUCUCACCGCAUUUCCAGCGUCAACUCUACUCGACGACAACUAUAAACCCUAAGCCAACCUAAUACUAUCCUUACCAAUCCCAAGUUCCCAACGAUCACUCUCUCUCUAUCUCUCUUUCCCUCACACAAACCAAAAAAGAUCAAAAGAAAAUGGCCCUCGUGAAGCUACUUGUAACCAUCGCAAUAACAACCGCAAUCACAAUCGCAGUCAUCACCACCAGAACCACCCCCACAGUGGAACGCACGAGCUUUGAUGCACCGGGUACGCAAACUAUAAGGCCGAGCAGGUUCCUGGCUCAGAAGGAAGUAGGCGAGCGAAGCCCUAGCGCGGCGGACCAUUGCAACAAGGAUCCUGAGAUGUGUAGCCUCUACGGAGGCGGAGGAAGCAACUCGACGGUGACGUGCUGCAACAACAAGUGCAUAGACGUGGCCAGUGACGACAAGAACUGUGGCGCGUGUCAGAACAAGUGCAAGUUCUCACAGACGUGUUGUCGAGGCCAAUGCGUUUACUUGUCUUACGACAAACGCCAUUGUGGACAAUGUAACCAUCCGUGUGAGCAGGACGAGUUAUGCGUCUACGGUCUCUGUAACUACGCGUGAUCGAUCCACCGGGCGGUGGCGUAUUCUACUAACAAAGAAACUAAAGCUAAUUAAAAGUCUAUCUAUACGUGAGCAUAUGUAUUUACAAUAUUGGAUGGUGCGUCCAAUUAAUUAAAUAAGUGGUGUGUACCACACUGAAUCCCAUUAUAUUUUUGGGUAUAAAAGGAAACGAUUUUGUGGAACAUAUAUACUUCAAGGCCAGCUCUGAGUAGUAGGCCGCUUAAAUUCUAUAUACACAUACUAGAA
Brassica napus (rape) is the source of this 1416-nucleotide messenger RNA. Its product is annotated as stigma-specific STIG1-like protein 1. The record is from RefSeq and is a predicted model, not a curated record. The transcript has a single exon. Lineage: Eukaryota; Viridiplantae; Streptophyta; Magnoliopsida; Brassicales; Brassicaceae. Bases 721 to 1170 code for a protein of 149 amino acids.